AUGCAAGGCAAAUUUCACAUUCUUGAAAGUGUUAAUAUUUUAUUGAUAGGAUUUCUUGCUUUUUCGAGUUGCGAAUUUUCCUUUUCAAAUGUGGGUUAUCUCUUGCUUUUCUUGGGUAUCUAUGUAUACGUUCCUGAACUCUGCAACAAGAUUGUUUCUAGGCUUUCUAAUUAUUUCAAGAAUGAUAAAACAAAAGUGAAAAAUACUUCAGAUCAUGAAAAUGACCAAGGUCGUAAGAAACGUGGUAACGGUCAUAACAAACGUGGUAACGAUAGUAUUGGAGGUGGUCUAGGUGUUCUAGAUUACUUAUCUAACCUACUAUUAUGGCUUCUGACUUAA
Messenger RNA from Mitosporidium daphniae, 339 nucleotides. RefSeq lists its product as uncharacterized. The record is from RefSeq and is a predicted model, not a curated record. The transcript has a single exon. Bases 1 to 339 code for a protein of 112 amino acids. NCBI's taxonomy places the organism in Eukaryota, Fungi, Microsporidia.